AGAGGGAUAGAGAGAGAGAGAGGUUCUCAACUCUGGAAACUUUUAGAAAGUUGCAUGACUGAUCUCAAAAAGAUUUUUAGUACAUGUUUUUUUGUUUUCUUUGAAAAUGAUUUCCCUUUCACUGUCAAGUGCUCUCUAUAUGUUAGAAAAACAACAAAAUCUCCUUCAAUGGCUUUAAAAAAAAAACACCAAUGUAUCCCCCUUCCCAUCAUUCUCUCACCCACUGCAUGCUGGUACAACACAUCGACACGCAUCUACUAGUUUCAAGGUGUAAUGUCGUUUUUAUCAAGUUGACAGUCGAUCACGUCAAUAUUUUAUAACGUACAUGACCGAGCCAAUAAAAAAAAUGUAAGAACAAGAAUCGAUGUCUACAUUUAGUGUGAGCAGAGUUGUUUCCCUGCACAUGCUGUUGGUGAGAUCAAAUAUGAGUGGAGACUAGACGCACGUAAAGUGGGUGAUUACUUACGAACCUAUCUGUCACAGCAGGUGUCACUGAAAUAUGUUAUAAUAACAUCUCGAUAGAAAUAAAGUUAAAAACUAUUUCCACUAUUUAUGCUAAUCAAUACAAUCAUCAAUGGUGAAGACUAAUCGAAUUAGAUGUCUGAAACUUGGAUUGAUCUGGGUUUGCCUAUUGUUAGCUAUCUAUGUUUAUGACCUGCACUUUGCCGAGGAAGUGAAACAGAUGAGCGUCUUGAACGUAGGGGCACUCAAUGAACUUCGCCAAACAAAAACACACAAUUUUAGAAUGAAAGAUGACGUCACAUUCUCUGCAGCGGCGCCACAUGAAGGCUUUCAUGAUGUCAAACUAUAUGAUGACGCACUGGAAAUCUCCAAAGAUGGCCAGCAAAACUCCAAGGUGUAUUUUUCCGAUUUCAAAAAUAUGUCACAGAAAAAUGUCUCUAACGUGUCCGGGAUAAAUAUGUCCACUAGGACCAGCUUCGUGCAUGCCGAGAAUAAGACCACACCAAGUGUGUCGCUGCCACCAGCAGCCCAGGAGAACCAAACGAUCACUAAGACAGCGCCUCCAACAUACCGGAUAUCAGGCAGGGAACACUGGACAAUCAACGAACUGGGCAGGUACAAUGUCAGCCUGUUUUCCCCUCCUCCUGGUGAGACUCCAAAACGUCGUUUCCCAAAAGCCAUCAUCAUUGGUGCUGGCAAGUGUGGCACACGAGCUCUCCUCGAGUUCUUGCAGAUGCACCCCUACGUGGUGGCCGCUAAUAGCGAGGUCCAUUUCUUCGACCAGGACGAGCACUUCCAGAAAGGUUUCACCUACUACAAGUCGAAGAUGCCUCUAUCUUACAGUAACCAAGUGACAAUCGAGAAGACACCAUCUUAUAUUUGGAGCGAGAGAGCGAUUCACGAGAUUUAUAAACUGAACAGAAACAUGAAGUUAAUCUUAAUCAUCAAGGAUCCGGUAGUCCGAGUUAUUUCUCAGGCUAUUAGAAGCUGUCCGGACAACCCAGAAUCUACUUUCAUUCAAGAACAUGAGGGCACAUUGAGAGUGUCCAACGAGUCUCGAACUGUAGACUGGGGGAUCUAUGUGAAAUACAUUAAGUUGUGGCUACAGGUUUUCCCAAAGUCUCAGCUUCAUAUUCUAGAGAGUCGAGACUUUGUGACGAACCCAACACUGGAGAUCCAAAGACUGGAAUACUUCUUGGGAAUUCCCCGGAUGAUCACAGAGAAAAACUUUCAUUUCAACAAGAGCAAAGGAUUUUACUGCAUGCGACCCUUCCAUCUGAAAACAAUUGUCUGCCUCAGCUCGGGGAAAGGCAUGCCACACCCCAAAAUCAAUCCAAUACUAGAGAAUCUACUGUACAAAUAUUACAGACCUCACAAUGAAGCAUUGUUUCAGUUGCUAGGGAAGCGAUACGACUGGACACCAAAAACACGAUGAGGUUUAAAUGUCACGGAACGAAAGUUUCUAUGAAACACUCACGAUGAAGAAUUGCACUACUGGACAGUGAAGUCUGAAGAGCAACCAAAGACUCCAAAGGUCAAGACCACAAACAUUUCUUUUUAUAUCAAGUCAAUAACUCUCGUUAUUAGAUCGAAUGCUAUUUAAACAUGUGUACACUUUGGGAUAAAAGCGUAAACUUUACUGAUGCUUGUGUAUGAGAAUUUCAUCUGUGUCUUUGUUUACAUCUUAUGAUUGAUGUCGUAAAUUUAAUUAUAGAGUCUGUGCAAGAGAGAGAGAGAGAAAGGGAAAUAAAAAAAAAUGGUACUGAUUUGCUAUUCUACUAUUUUAAUUAUUUCUUGGAUACAUUUGAUAAAUUAUCAAAGAAGCAACAUUAUAAACUACAGUUUUGGGAAUUGUAAUGUUAGAUAUAUGGCACGAGUGACUCACAAAACAGUUUGUUCGAAUUUGAAGCUUUGGCUAUAAUGGUACGAUUGGUAGUUUUGUAUUUUACAUGGAUGUGGAGGGGUAAGAAGGUCAACAUACGUGUUGAUCUAGAAUGUUGUUUCCCUGAAUGUAAUGGAACUAUGGAAGUAUGAUUUUAGAACAUGGUGUACUUUUAUAUUUAUAUCAAAUAAUUGUAAAAAAAAAAACCAACAAAACAACUUUCUAAUGUUUCUUGUAUGUUAAUGAAUAAAUAAUAAUUUCAUUUC
Molecule: messenger RNA, 2610 nt
Organism: Biomphalaria glabrata
Lineage: Eukaryota; Metazoa; Mollusca; Gastropoda; Planorbidae
Product: heparan sulfate glucosamine 3-O-sulfotransferase 1-like
Exons: 6
Coding region: 575-1897 (440 amino acids)
Molecular function (GO): [heparan sulfate]-glucosamine 3-sulfotransferase activity
Source: RefSeq, a predicted model, not a curated record